GUCGUUAACUCAAAGCGGAGGAGGACAAGAAGAAACGCGCAGAGACCAGGGGAGGUCUGACGACACAGCAAGAGCGACGGACAACGACCAAAGCAAAAGACAGCAACUGCAAGGAUGCGAUUUGAAACUGGAUUCUAACUAUGUUGAUGCAGAAACUUCAAGAGUUACUUUCAAGAUUUUAAAGACAUCUGGAAGUUUAUUUCUUUGCUGGAGCCAAAAACAGAAUUGGUUACAAAUGGCUGCAACUUUUGGACAUUGGAGUUUGCUUGUGAGGAUGGAAAUGUUGAAACCAAUGAUUUUCUUUGCUGUUCCCUGAUUUUGCAAGAAAAAAUUGAGCUAUUUUCGCCAAAACAAAACGCCAACACAACUUAAACUCACUUCAAAUCGUGCAGGAACUUCCAACUAUUUGCUGAAAUGUUGCGGUACAAAUUCAGUUGCAACUUGCUGUCACUUGCUGUAGUCUUGGUGGUUGCAGGCUGCAUAGGAGGGGACCAGCGGAGAGGGGCGGACAGCACAGCGAGCAGCACAGGUGGUAGUAGUAGUAGUAGUAGUAGUAGUAGCAGUAGUAGUAGUAGUAAUAGUGGAAGCAGUUACAGUAGUAGACGCUUCCACAGGAUUCAACACGGACAGUGCACCUACACGUUCAUUUUACCAGAAACUGAAGGAUCAUGUCGGGAUAUAAGAUCUAGUAGUGGCAGUAGUAGUAGUAGCAGCAGUAGUAGUAGUAGUAGUAGUCAGCAGUACAAUACAAACUCACUGCAGAGGGACGCACCUCCAGAACCUGAGUUUCCGAGUCAGAAGAUCCAGCAGCUCGAGCAUAUUAUGGCGAACUACACCCAGUGGCUCCAAAAGAUUGAAAACUACAUCAAGGAGAGCAUGAAGACAGAGAUGGUUCAGCUGCAGCAGAGCGCCGUACACAACCACACUGCGGCCAUGUUACAAAUGGGCACUAACCUCUUGUCCCAAACGGCCGAACAAACGCGCAAACUCACCGAUGUGGAGACCCAGGUCCUGAAUCAGACAUCGAGGCUUGAAAUCCAACUUCUGGAAAACUCUCUGUCCACCAACAAACUGGAGAAGCAGCUGAUGCUCCAGACCAAUGAGAUCAGCAAGCUCCAUGACAAAAACAGUCUGUUGGAGCAGAAGAUGCAGGAGAUGGAGGAGAGACACAGGGAGGAAUUGGACACACUGAAGCAGGAGAAGGGAAGUCUGCAGACCCUGGUGGGGAGGCAGAGCGGGGUCAUCCGGGAGCUAGAGACGCAGCUGAACAAAGCCACCGGGAACAGCAGCGCCCUCCAGAGGCAACAGCAGGAGAUGAUGGACACGGUGCACAACCUCAUCAAUCUCUGCUCCAAGGACGGGGUUGUUCCAAACAGCACAAAGACAGUAGAAGAGGAGAAGAAGUUUCGGGAUUGUGCAGAUCUGUAUCAGAACGGAAUCCGAAAAAAUGGGAUCUACACCAUCCAGCCCACACCUCAGGAAACCAAGAAGGUCUACUGUAACAUGGAAUCAGCUGGAGGAGGUUGGACAGUCAUUCAACGCAGAGAAGACGGCAGCGUGGACUUUCAGAGGACCUGGAAGGAGUACAAAAUGGGCUUUGGGAGUGUGUCGGGGGAGCACUGGUUGGGUAAUGAGGCUGUGUACCAGCUGACAGCGCAGAGACAGUACGCCCUGAGAGUGGAGCUCACAGACUGGGACGGGCAUCAGGCUUUCUCUCUCUACGACCGCUUCCAGAUCGGCAGCGAAAAGCAGAAUUACAGGCUCUUCCUUAAAAGCCACAGUGGGACCGCGGGCCGACAGAGCAGCCUGGUGAUCCACGGAGCAGACUUCAGCACCAAGGACGUGGACAACGACAACUGCAUGUGCAAGUGUGCGCUCAUGCUAACCGGCGGUUGGUGGUUCGACGCCUGCGGUCCGUCCAACCUUAACGGAGUGUACUUCCCUCAAGGACAACACAUCGGGAAGUUAAACGGGAUCAAGUGGCAUUAUUUUAAAGGCCCCAGCUACUCCCUCCGAGCCACCGCCAUGAUGAUACGGCCCCAGGACUUUUCCUAGUGCCCCCCUCUUCCCUUCCCUUCACGGGACGCUUCAUUUUUGUUUUACAGCUCAAAUCAUCUCAUAUGUUUGGCGUCGGAUGUCUAGAAUUAUUUUUGAAAAGCCAAGCGAACUUUUUGCGUCUGUGACUGUAUUGUUUUGCUUUCCUCUGUAUAACUCGAUGGACACCAGAAGAGGAUUUUAACCUAACAGUAUGGAUUAUUUAUGGACUAACAUAACGUGUAAAGAUAUUGCGAUAUAAAUACGGAGAAAAUGAACUCUUUUUGUACCUUUUGCUGAACGGGACGCUGCUGUUACCGAGUGGCGCCUUCUGAACUGCGGGACAGACUUGUAUUGUUACUGUUUUCAUGACAUGUUUUUGUAUUGCAACAAGUGUAUGUUAAAGUCCAUUAUGUGUUUGUAUCAUAGUGUUACCCUGUAUCUAUAAAAUAUUCAUGU
Molecule: messenger RNA, 2493 nt
Organism: Periophthalmus magnuspinnatus
Lineage: Eukaryota; Metazoa; Chordata; Actinopteri; Gobiiformes; Gobiidae
Gene: angpt1
Product: angiopoietin 1
Exons: 9
Coding region: 415-2055 (546 amino acids)
Biological process (GO): angiogenesis; Tie signaling pathway
Molecular function (GO): receptor tyrosine kinase binding
Source: RefSeq, a predicted model, not a curated record